Molecule: messenger RNA, 1216 nt
Organism: Clarias gariepinus (North African catfish)
Lineage: Eukaryota; Metazoa; Chordata; Actinopteri; Siluriformes; Clariidae
Gene: dctn5
Product: dynactin 5
Exons: 6
Coding region: 91-639 (182 amino acids)
Source: RefSeq, a predicted model, not a curated record
GCGGGACUUGUUGAAAUUUAGGCGUGAAAGAAUAGCUAACGCCCGAGUAAAACACAACAUUCACCGCUUUAAGCAUUAGCGUUCUGCAGCAUGGAGCUGAGUGAGAUUUUAUACAAUAAGGCUGAGUAUAUCGAGACCGCGUCGGGCAAUAAAGUGAGCAGGCAGUCAGUUCUGUGUGGAAGCCAGAACAUCGUAUUGAAUGGAAAAACCAUAGUGAUGAACGACUGCAUCAUCAGAGGAGAUCUGGCAAACGUCAGGGUUGGCAGGCACUGCGUCAUCAAGAGCAGGAGUGUGAUCCGGCCACCAUUUAAAAAGUUUAGCAAAGGAGUGGCGUUCUUUCCCUUGCACAUCGGAGAUCACGUGUUCAUAGAGGAGGACUGUGUUGUGAAUGCAGCUCAGAUCGGCUCAUACGUUCACAUCGGGAAAAACUGCGUCAUUGGUCGACGGUGCGUGUUAAAAGACUGCUGUAAAAUUCUGGAUAACACGGUCCUGCCUCCUGAGACAGUCGUUCCUCCUUUUACAGUGUUCUCAGGAUGUCCAGGUUUAUUUACCGGAGAGCUGCCAGAGUGCACACAGGAGCUGAUGAUCGAUGUGACUAAGAGCUAUUAUCAGAAAUUCCUGCCACUAAGCCAAAUCUAACCGCCAAUGAUCUCUUGAAACCGGACACUUUAUUUAUCCAUAAUCAUUUCCUCCCUUCGCUGAAUUAUGAAGGAUCUCUCCAGCGGUGUCCAUCUGAUCCAGAUCUGUAUGCCUCUUUAGUCUAACUCCAUGAACACUGUUUUAUAUUUAGCACUCUACAUGUGUGUGUGUGUGUGUGUGUGUGUGUGUGUUUUUGUGUGUGGGGAAUGGAGCAGAGGUUGUGCAGGAGAUAUGAUAAUUUCCCUGAGUUGUGUGCUCAUGAGGUGGAGAACUUGAGAUGUGUGUUAAUGAAAGCUUGUAUUUAUUGUGAAGAUUCUGCAACAUAAAAUGUUUCUCUGUGUAAACACACCCUUAAAUCAGAUGUCAAAGUUAUGAUUUUCUUUUUUUUUUGCAUCAUUGUCAAGAAAUGUUGGAGAAAUGAAGACUAACUAUAAAUGAAAGAUUAUUUCUGGGUGACAUCUGUUGUUUAACCCGUGUUUGUGUGCUGAUAUUCAUAAUCUGUGAGAAGAAAAAUCAUAAAUUUGUUAGCUAGCCUAUUAGCCAAAUAAAAGCUCCAGCGAUAGCCACUUCCUGUAUU